Melopsittacus undulatus (budgerigar) is the source of this 426-nucleotide messenger RNA. It is a transcript of the gene NT5C, whose product is annotated as 5', 3'-nucleotidase, cytosolic. Gene Ontology annotation, molecular function: 5'-nucleotidase activity. Gene Ontology annotation, biological process: pyrimidine deoxyribonucleotide catabolic process. Gene Ontology annotation, cellular component: mitochondrion. The record is from RefSeq and is a predicted model, not a curated record. The coding region runs from base 1 to 426 and encodes 141 amino acids. The transcript has 5 exons. NCBI's taxonomy places the organism in Eukaryota, Metazoa, Chordata, Aves, Psittaciformes, Psittaculidae.
AUGAAGGAUAAGGUAGCCAGUGUCUAUGAAUCACCUGGCUUCUUUCUAGGGUUGGAUCCCAUUCCAGGAGCCCUGGAAGCUCUGCAGGAGAUGAUCCACAUGCAGGACACUGAAGUCUUUAUUUGCACAAGUCCUCUCCAAAAUUACGAGCACUGCAUCCUGGAAAAGUAUAAGUGGGUAGAGAAACAUCUGGGAGCCGAGUUUGUGAAGCGGAUUAUUCUAACCCAAGAUAAGACCAUCGUGUCUGUGGACCUGCUGUUUGACGACAAGGACACCAUUACAGGUGCAGAGCUGAAGCCAAGCUGGGAGCACAUCCUCUUUACCUGCUGCCACAACAGGCACAUCCAGCUGCAGGCCCCAUGCAGGCGGCUGCUGUCCUGGGCGGAUGACUGGAAGGGCAUCUUGGCAAGCAAGUACAGGCGGUAG